Messenger RNA from Heterostelium album PN500, 579 nucleotides. It is a transcript of the gene vps46, whose product is annotated as SNF7 family protein. Lineage: Eukaryota; Evosea; Eumycetozoa; Acytosteliales; Acytosteliaceae. The transcript has 3 exons. Bases 1 to 579 code for a protein of 192 amino acids. Gene Ontology annotation, biological process: late endosome to vacuole transport; endosome transport via multivesicular body sorting pathway; protein transport. The record is from RefSeq and is a predicted model, not a curated record. Gene Ontology annotation, cellular component: ESCRT III complex; multivesicular body.
AUGGAAAAUCAAUUAUUUCAAUUAAAGUUCACAUCUAAGCAAUUAGAAAGACAGUCAAAGAAAUCAGAACAGAAUGAGAAAGCACAAAAACUAAAGUUAAAGAAAGCCAUCGAACAGGGAAAUAUGGACGGUGCAAGAAUAUAUGCACAGAACGCUAUUCGUGAGAAGAAUCAAUCACUGAAUUACUUGAGAUUGGCAUCGAGAAUCGAUGCCGUUGCAUCACGUGUAGAGACUGCCAUCAGAAUGAAAUCGGUCACCGGUUCCAUGGCAAACAUUGUAAAGUCAAUGGAGAAAUCGAUGCGUUCGAUGGACCUUGAAAAGAUAACACAUGUAAUGGAUCAAUUCGAGAGACAGUUUGAGGAUCUCGAUGUCCAAUCGGUAUACGUAGAGAACGCAAUGAACCAAACCACCACACUUUCAACACCUGCCGACCAAGUCGAUCUACUGAUUUCACAGGUUGCCGACGAACACGGUCUCAACGUCGGUAUGCAAAUGGGUGCCGUUCCAUCUGAAAAAGUACAACAAGUUGAAACCGAUGAACUUACUGAAAGACUUAACAGAUUAAAACAAAAGAACUAA